Molecule: messenger RNA, 954 nt
Organism: Nematolebias whitei (Rio pearlfish)
Lineage: Eukaryota; Metazoa; Chordata; Actinopteri; Cyprinodontiformes; Rivulidae
Product: agmatinase, mitochondrial-like
Exons: 6
Coding region: 19-954 (311 amino acids)
Molecular function (GO): agmatinase activity; metal ion binding
Source: RefSeq, a predicted model, not a curated record
ACGUUCAGGUACCCCAGGAUGUUUCGUGUUUGGAGAAACUUGACUUUCAGUCGCGCUGCGGCGGAUUAUUUCUCUCUGAAGCGACCAGUGUUGGCUCUCUGCAGCGACCGAGGAGCUCAGGGCUUGAACCCAAACAGAAAAUGUUCUGGAAAACGUUACAAUGUUCCGCCGAGCGCAGAGUUCGUGUCGCGGGUGUCCGGGAUCCCCACCAUGGCCAAGUUACCGUACCAGGACUCGGCUGAGGGCCUGGACGCGGCAUUUAUUGGUGUUCCGAUCGACACCGGGACCUCGAACCGGCCCGGAGCCAGGUUUGGUCCACGGCAGAUCAGAGUUGAGUCUGUCAUGCUGAGGACUUACAACAGUGGCACCCGGGCGGCACCUUAUGAGUCCCUGGUGGUCGCUGACAUCGGGGACGUAAACGUGAACGUGUUUGAUCUGAAGGACACCUGCAGGCGCAUCAGGGAGACCUACAGAAAGAUUGCGGCUGCUGGCUGCAUCCCUCUGACUAUGGGUGGCGAUCACACAAUUUCAUACCCAAUUCUGCAAGCAGUUGCUGAAAAGCACGGUCCUGUGGGUUUGAUUCAUGUGGAUGCUCAUGCUGACACCAGUGACAUGAUACUGGGGGAGAAGAUCGGUCAUGGGACUCCGUUCAGACGCUGUGUGGAGGAAGGGCUUCUGGACUGCAAGAGAGUGGUUCAGAUUGGUCUGCGAGGUUCAGGAUACUCUGCAGAUGCGUAUGAAUGGAGCCGGGCUCAGGGUUUCCGUGUGGUCCAGGCGGAAGAGUGUUGGUUCAAAUCCCUUGCACCAUUAAUGUCUGAGGUCAGGACUCAGAUGGGCAGCGGACCGGUCUACCUUAGUUUUGACAUUGAUGGUCUAGAUCCAGGUUUUGCCCCGGGAACUGGCACACCAGAGAUAGCAGGACUCACACCCAUACAGGCAGAAGAGUUUGCUUAA